Naegleria lovaniensis is the source of this 1695-nucleotide messenger RNA. RefSeq lists its product as uncharacterized. Gene Ontology annotation, cellular component: nucleus; perinuclear region of cytoplasm; cytosol. The transcript has 3 exons. Gene Ontology annotation, molecular function: small GTPase binding; GTPase activator activity. Lineage: Eukaryota; Heterolobosea; Eutetramitea; Acrasida; Naegleriidae. The coding region runs from base 1 to 1695 and encodes 564 amino acids. The record is from RefSeq and is a predicted model, not a curated record. Gene Ontology annotation, biological process: activation of GTPase activity; nucleocytoplasmic transport.
AUGCGCAUUUUCGCUACCAAGAAGAAAACUGACACUCCAACUGGCUCACCCGUCGCCUCCUCUCCACUCUCCGCCGGAGGAUCCUUUCCAAGAAACUCACCAAGUACUGGAAAUUCGUCAUCUCCUUAUCCUCCAAGUGUCUCUCCUGUGAGUUCUGGAUAUAAAUCAGAUCCAGCGAGUCCAGCAAGUCCUGGAGGUUAUUUAUUUAAUGGUACAUUACAUCCGUUUGAUAUUUAUAGCGAAUAUAAUGAUAAGGUGUGGAAAGAAGGAUUUUUGAUAAAGGAAGGAAGACUUGUGAAGAGUUGGAAGAAGCGUUAUUUCCAAAUCAAAGGUUCUGUAUUGACCUACUUUAAAAGCGCCAAAAAGAAUGAAAGUGACGUUAAGGGUAGAAUGGAUUUGAAAGGAGCUCAAGUCUACUAUCUCGGAGAUGUCUCAUCCUAUGACAGCUUUUUCCAAACCAUACGAUUUAACACUGUAUUAGAAAAUGAAGAAUUUGACAGCGAUGACGAAGAAGAGGUAUCCAAUGCCAACAACUCGAGUUUAAAUUCUUCAAAUGCCAAUAACACAACAGGAAAUAACGCAGUUGCUAUUCAACGAAAAUUAGAAAGUAAUGCAUACAAGUACAAGUUUUGUGUCAUUGCUUCAGAUCGUGAAUUAUUUAUGGCUGCUGCAAGUAUUCAAGAUGCCAAAGAUUGGGUGAAGAGAAUUAGAGCUUGUAUUUUUGUUGAAGAUUACUUUGUGGAUUGUAAAAGUUGUGGUGUGGAACGACCACUCCUCUCGGUGGUCAUGUUAUUGACCUCUGUUGCUUCUAUUGACUCCACAGAAGAAGAGAAAAAGAGCGCUCAACUUGUUGGAGCAGUUGAUGAUUCAAGGCAUUCUGAUAUUGAAACACUUGUGUUACAACAUGAAGAUCCAUUCACAAUUUCUGAUUUAAAGGCCUUAACCACCACAUGCAUUCAAAGUACUAGAGUUAAUUUAAAGAGUUUAUCAAUAACACAUUGUGGAAUUGGUGACGAACAUUUGAGAUUAUUAGCUCAUGGUAUGGCUGAUAAUCAAACCAUUGCUUCAUUGGACUUGUCACAUAACGUCAUUUCAGACUUUGGUAUUUGUGAUUUAAUUGAUGGGCUCUUUUUAAAUGUGACACUGAAAAGACUUUCAUUUUCACACAAUUCCAUCGGAGAUGUUGGAUGUGUGUAUUUGAGUGAUUUACUUUUAGGAAACGUCAGUAUCAAGAAACUCGACAUUUCCUACAACAAAAUUGGUGCCAAUGGAGCCAAAAGCUUAAGUAAGGCACUCAUUAGCAAUACCUUAUUAAGAGUUCUCGAUUUAGGCCAUAACAGUAUCGGAAAUGAAGGAUGCUCCUCAUUGGCUGAAGGUCUCAAACAAAACAAAACCCUCGAAACUCUCGACCUCUCAUUCAACUCCAUUGGAAGCGAUGGUUUAACACGAUUAUGCAACGAAGGAAUUAUUUACAAUCGAGGACUUAAGGAUUUGAGUUUACAUGGAAAUUCAUUUGAUAACGCAGGAGCCAAAAGUUUAGUGAAGGCACUCAUUGACCACAAAACGUUGAAACGAGUGGAUUGUGGUGAAAAUUCACAAAUUGGAACGGAAGGAAUUAUUACAUUGGCUCAAACUUUGACCACCAAAUAUAUGGUUGGUAAAUUGGUGAUGAGAAGUAAGAAUGUCAAGCAAUAA